UAAACUUCUGUUGAUAUGCCGACUGGGAACUGCAUGCGCCUGUCAGUUCACUGUAUGAAGCGUUUUGACAGUGGUGUAAUACCAGCCUUCCUCCUGUGAGCAGAAGGAUUAUUCCUCCUCCUCCUGUGAGCAGAAGGAUUGUUCCUCUUUCUUCUAUGAGCAGAUGAGUGACAGAAGGAUGGUCCCUCCUCCUCGUCUCACUGGAGCCCUCAGGUCCUUCUCUGGACUCUGUAAAACAGAGGACCCCACAGAAAAGCCAGUUGAUGUCAAGGCGAAGCGUCUAAAGCGACAGGAGCUGUUCGCCAAAGAAGGCCUGACGUGGAAGAAGAUCGUGAGCUUCUGCAGUGAACAUGAAGAGCUCCGAACUGUUCUACAGGCUGCCAAGCAGAUAGUGGGCUCUGAACAUGGACAAGACGCCAUUGAAAGUGCUGCAGUGUUUCUGUUUGAGCUCUUUCAUAACAAAGACCACGUGGGCACAGAAGAGACACGUUCUAUCAAGCAGAUGUUUGGACCCUUCCCCUCCUCCGCCACUGAGUCUGCCUGCGCUUCCAUCGUCCAAAUCGUCUCCAAACUCGGAGAUUCUCGAGUGGAAGAAUUCAUUCAAACUCAAAGCUCACGCCACGACCCCAAAAAGGGCUUCUGUUUCGGACGCAAUAUUCAGUUCUCACACGAGACUUACCCACUAGAACCUUUACAAGAUUUUCCUGAGAACGGUUUUGUAGAAGACGAUAUUACGUUGGAUUUUAAGAACUAUUUUGCAUAUCAACAAAGUGCAAAAAAAGAGUCGAUUGAGAGCGGAGCUUCCAGUUCCAGCCAGAGGGGGCGCAGUGGAGAGGAUGAGGACGUUUUGAGGACAGAGGUGGUGAAGUAUUUGAGUGGAGGCAACAUGAUUUCGUCCAGUGCGGAGGAGCUGUGCUCAUCUGUGUUUGAAAUGCUAUCAUCACCGAGGAGCAACGACGAGCUACAGAAUGAGCUGUUUGAGCUACUGGGUCCAGAGGGGCUGGAGAUGAUCUUUGUGUUGCUGCAGAAGAGGACCUCCAUCGUGGACUCUGUGCUGAACGCUCCCCCAGACCGUGCUCCACACACAGGAGACUUCAGUCGCAUGGUGGGCCCUGAAGUGUCUAAGCCGGCGUUUGGGUGUCAGGUGACCAUCCUCUCGGAGCAGGAGAAGCAGAUGCUAAAGGUGUACCGCAGGGAGGAGAAGAGAGAGAGGAAACGCGCUAAAGCCACAGACGACAAUGACGGCUACGAGGCUGCGCUGAACUUUGACCCCCGAGAGAUGAGAGCGCAGCGGGAACAGGCUCUCCUGAAUGCUCGCCGUGAACCAGUGCUGUUGAGAGAAAGAGUCUACGAGCGAGUCCGGUAUCCAAACGUCUAUGACAGCUACGCAGAGGCCACCAAGGCGCCAGCAUUUGUGGGAGGAGCCAGGAUGCUGUUGCCUGAGGGAAUUCGCCGAGACAACACAAAGAUGUUCGAGGAGGUGGAGAUCCCGCCCAGUGACCCCAUGCCGAUCGGCUUUGAAGAGAAACCAGUCUACAUCUCCGAGCUGGACGAGAUUGGUCAGCUGGUUUUCAAAGGCAUGAAGCGCCUGAACCGGAUCCAGUCCUUGGUUUUUGAGACGGCUUACAACACCAACGAGAACCUUCUGAUCUGCGCACCCACGGGAGCAGGUAAAACCAACAUCGCCAUGCUAACGGUGCUGCAUGAGAUCCGUCAACACCUGCAGCCUGGCGGCGUCAUCAAGAAGGACGAGUUUAAGAUCGUUUACGUCGCUCCCAUGAAGGCGCUGGCCGCUGAGAUGACAAACUACUUCAGUAAACGCCUGGAGCCUCUGGGUGUCGCAGUGAAGGAGCUGACUGGAGACAUGCAACUCAGCAAAGGGGAGAUCCUAAGGACGCAGAUGCUGGUGACGACUCCAGAGAAGUGGGACGUAGUAACGAGGAAGAGCGUUGGUGAUGUGGCUCUGUCUCAGAUCGUGCGUUUGUUGAUUUUAGACGAGGUUCAUCUGCUUCAUGAAGACAGAGGUCCAGUGCUGGAGAGUCUGGUGGCCCGGACCAUUCGACAGGUGGAGUCGACUCAGAGUAUGAUCCGUAUCUUGGGCCUGUCUGCCACUCUGCCUAAUUACCUGGAUGUCGCCACCUUCCUCCACGUGAACCCGUACAUUGGACUCUUCUUCUUCGAUGGACGCUUCAGACCAGUGCCUCUCGGACAAACCUUUGUGGGGAUUAAAAGCACCAAUAAGGUGCAGCAGCUUCAUGACAUGGAGGAGGUGUGUUACAACAAAGUAUUGGACCAAGUCAGAGCAGGGCACCAGGUGAUGGUGUUUGUCCAUGCUCGUAACGCCACAGUGAGGACGGCCAUGGCACUCAUCGAAAUGGCCAAAAACAAUGGCGACAUCUGCGUCUUCCAGCCAGACCAGGGCCCUGACUACGGACAGUGUGAGAAACAGGUUCAGCGCUCCAGGAAUAAGCAGAUGAAGGAGAUGUUUCCGGAGGGUUUUGGGAUCCAUCACGCGGGAAUGCUGCGCUCAGACCGAAGUCUGAUGGAGAGCAUGUUCUCCAAAGGCUACCUCAAAGUCCUGGUCUGCACCGCCACACUGGCCUGGGGAGUCAACCUGCCCGCCCAUGCUGUCAUCAUCAAGGGCACUCAGAUCUACGAUGCCAAACGAGGCUCUCUGGUGGACCUGGGGAUUCUGGACGUGAUGCAGAUCUUUGGUCGUGCCGGUCGGCCUCAGUUUGAUAAAUUUGGAGAAGGAACCAUCAUCACGUCCCACGACAAACUGAGCCACUACCUCACCCUCCUCACGCAGCAGAACCCCAUCGAGAGCCAGUUCCUUGACAGCCUCGCCGAUAAUCUCAACGCUGAGAUUGCUUUGGGGACAGUGACGAACGUGGAGGAGGCAGUGAAGUGGCUCAGUUACACUUAUCUCUACGUCCGAAUGAGAGCCAACCCUCUGGCCUAUGGCAUCAACCACAAGGCCUAUCAGAUGGAUCCGUCUUUGGAGCUGUACAGGAAGGAGCUGGUGAUCGAGUGCGGGAGGAAACUAGACAAAGCCAGAAUGAUCCGGUUUGAGGAGAGGACUGGGUACUUCGCCUCCACAGACCUGGGCAGGACGGCCAGCCACUUCUACAUCAAAUACAACACCAUAGAGACCUUCAAUGAAAUGUUCAACUCCCAGCGCACAGAGGCCGACAUCCUGAGCAUCGUGUCCAAAGCAGAAGAGUUUGACCAGCUGAAGGUUCGGGACGAGGAGAUGGAGGAGUUGGAGCAGAUGUUGUGUUCAUUCUGUGAGCUGCCAGCCGCUGGUGGAGUGGAGAAUGGAUAUGGCAAAGUAAAUAUUCUGCUCCAGACCUACAUCAGCAGAGGAGAGGUGGACAGCUUCUCCCUCAUCUCUGACCUGUCUUACGUCGCCCAGAAUGCCGCUCGUAUCGUGCGUGCACUGUUUGAGAUUGCCCUGAGGAAGCGUUGGCCCACCAUGACCUACAGACUGCUGACUCUGUGUAAAGUGAUUGACAAACGUCUGUGGGGUUUCUGUCACCCGCUCAGGCAGUUCCCAAACCUGAGCCCUGUCAUCCUGAACAGACUGGAGGAGAAGAAGCUCACUGUGGACAAGCUCAAGGAGAUGAGGAAGGACGAGAUCGGCCACAUGCUUCAUCACGUGAACAUCGGCCUCACGGUGAAGCAGUGCGUCCAUCAAAUCCCGUCCGUGACCAUGGAGGCCAGCAUCCAGCCAAUCACACGCACUGUUCUCCGAGUACGCCUUGUUAUCACGCCAGACUUCAGGUGGAACGAUCAGGUGCACGGCUCCGUGGGUGAGCCCUGGUGGCUGUGGGUGGAAGACCCUAUGAACGAUCACAUUUACCAUUCAGAAUACGUCCUGCUGCAGAAGAAACAGGUGGUGACAGGAGAGCCGCAGCACAUUGUCUUCACCAUCCCGAUCUUUGAGCCGUUGCCAUCUCAGUAUUACAUCAAAGUGGUGUCUGACCGCUGGCUUGGAGCUGAGGCCAUCUGCAUCAUCAACUUUCAAAACCUCAUCCUCCCUGAACGGCACCCUCCACACACCGAGCUGUUGGACCUGCAGCCGUUGCCCAUCACCGCUUUGGGAAACAGGGAGUACGAGAGUCUGUACAAAUUCACUCACUACAACCCCAUCCAGACCCAGAUAUUCCACACGCUGUACCACACUGACACCAACGUCCUGCUGGGGGCGCCAACAGGCUCCGGGAAAACCAUCGCCGCGGAGAUGGCUAUGUUCAGGGUCUUCAACAAGUAUCCAGGCGCCAAGGUGGUGUACAUUGCCCCAUUGAAAGCUCUGGUCCGAGAGAGGAUUGAGGAUUGGAAAGUCCGUAUUGAGGAGCAACUGGGGAAAAAAGUGGUAGAGCUGACGGGCGACGUGACCCCAGACAUGAGAGCCAUCGCUCAGGCCGAGCUCAUCGUCACCACCCCUGAGAAGUGGGACGGAGUGAGCCGGAGCUGGCAGAACCGCAGCUACGUCCAGAAAGUGGCCAUUCUGAUCAUAGACGAGAUACACCUGCUGGGUGAAGACAGGGGUCCCGUCCUGGAGGUGAUCGUGUCCAGGACUAACUUCAUUUCUUCGCACACGUCCAAAAGUGUCCGAGUCAUUGGUCUGUCCACAGCUUUGGCCAACGCUCGAGACCUGGCAGACUGGCUUGGGAUAGGACAGGUGGGAUUGUUUAACUUCCGUCCGUCUGUGCGUCCUGUCCCGCUCGAGGUGCACAUCCACGGGUUUCCAGGGCAACACUACUGCCCCCGCAUGGCCACUAUGAACAAACCAACUUUUCAAGCCAUCCGUAGUCACUCUCCUGCCAAACCUGUUCUGAUCUUCGUUUCGUCGCGACGUCAGACUCGACUCACGGCUCUGGACCUCAUCGCUUACCUGGCCACAGAGGACAACCCCAAACAGUGGCUGCACCAGGACGAGCGGGAGAUUGAGGCCAUCAUCGCCACAGUGCGAGACUCAAACCUGAAGCUGACUCUGGCGUUUGGGAUCGGGAUGCACCACGCCGGACUUCACGAGAGAGACCGGAAAACCGUGGAAGAGCUGUUUGUCAAUUGCAAAAUACAGGUUCUAAUUGCCACCAGCACUUUGGCCUGGGGCGUCAACUUCCCUGCUCACCUAGUGGUCGUAAAGGGAACUGAAUUUUACGACGGCAAGUCCAGGCGUUACGUGGACUACCCCAUUACAGAUGUUUUGCAGAUGAUGGGACGCGCAGGUCGGCCUCAGUUUGAUGAUCAGGGCAAAGCUGUGAUCCUGGUUCACGACAUUAAGAAAGAUUUCUAUAAGAAAUUCCUCUAUGAACCAUUCCCCGUCGAGUCCAGCCUCCUGAGUGUGCUCUCUGAUCAUCUAAACGCUGAGAUCGCCGCAGGAACCAUCUCCUCCAAACAGGACGCCAUGGACUACAUCACGUGGACAUACUUCUUCAGACGGCUCGUCAUGAACCCCAGUUAUUACAGCCUGGAGGACAUCAGCCAUGACUCCAUCAACAAGUAUCUGUCCAGUUUGGUGGAGAGGAGCCUUCGAGACCUGGAAUGCUCCUACUGCAUCGAAAUACAAGAGGAUGAUCGCACGAUUGAGCCCAUGACGUACGGACGCAUCUCCUCUUAUUAUUACCUCAAACAUCAAACCAUCCGAAUGUUCAAGGAGCGGCUCCGAGCAGAGCUGCCCAUCGAGGAGCUUCUGUCUGUCCUCACGGAUGCAGAAGAGUACGCAGAGCUCCCAGUGCGACACAAUGAGGACCAGCUGAACAGUGUGUUGGCUCAGCAACUCCCCCUGCAGGUGAACCCACACUCGUUCGACAGCGCUCACACCAAAACUCACCUCCUGCUCCAGGCCCACUUCAGCCGCGCCCCGCUCCCCUGCAGCGACUACGGCACUGACACCAAGACCGUGCUGGACAACGCCAUCCGCAUUUGCCAGGCCAUGCUGGACGUGUGUGCUCAUGAGGGUUGGCUCGUGGCCUCUCUGAGCGUGUGUCAGCUGGUGCAGAUGUUGGUCCAGGGUCGUUGGCUUCAUGACUCCUCUUUGCUCACUUUGCCCCAUGUGGAGAAACAGCACCUCUAUCUGUUCAGGAAAUGGUCAAAUAAGAAGAGCCCCUCAGAUAAAGGCGGCUACACUGGACCAGUAGAGGGCAUCCCAGAGCUGAUGGCAGUUUGUGGGGGAAGAGAAAGUGUGUUUGCCUCAGUCCUGGAGCAGGAGUUUAAUCACAGUCAAAUCAGUCAAGCGUGGUCGUUCUUGAGCCACCUUCCUGUGCUGGAGCUGAGCAUGAGUGUGAAGGGCUGGUGGGAGGGGGACAAACAGCAGACGGAGCGCCCCCUGUCUGCAGUGAGAAUGAACCUCCGGGACGACAGCAGCUGGUGUGAGGUCCACGCCGAUCAGGAGUAUGUUCUACAGGUGUCUCUGAGAAGGAUCAACGCAGGGCAGCAGAGGAGGAAGCAGGACAGUAAGGCUCAGGCACCGCGGUUCCCCAAAGCAAAGGACGAAGGCUGGUUCCUGGUGCUGGGGGAGGUGGAGCGACGGGAGCUGUUAGCCGUGAAGAGAGUGGGCUACGUCAGGAACCACACGGUCGCUUCUGUGGCCUUUUACACCCCAGAGACCACCGGGAAAUACAUCUACACUCUGUAUGUGAUGAGCGACAGUUACCUGGGCCUGGACCAACAGUACGACAUCCAUUUGAAUGUAACUCCCCCGAGCAUCUCUGCCCAGGUCAAUACUGAAGUGUCUGACUCCAUCAGCGAUCUGUCUGUGAGCUGACGCCAUGGCGACUGCACCAAAAACUGCACCAAAAACAACUGCACCCGAACACACUGACCUUGUUUACAUUUAACCUGUGCUUAUAAUCUCUGUUGGAUUAUACAUAGAGUGGAACUAUGCAAUCGUAUAUUUGCCUUUUCGCUAUCAAAAGUCAUUCCAGAGUUUUGCAAUUCAAAUAUAAAAGCUUUGCCCUAUGAUUUUCACCUUAUCUGACUGACUAUGGGCUUUUGUAAUGUGCCAAAAAUAUUAAAACGUCAGAGGACUCAAAGUGAAGCAAAACUUCAAAAAUCUGACUACCUUAACUUACAACUAGUAUAUAAAUUUAGUCCUCCAGCUAAGGAAGUCCUGACCAAGACUAGCUCCAGAUCCGGAGAUGGGUCUCUGCCGUAGACUGUAUAUAUAAAUGGACAUAUAGCUAACCUGCUAGCCACCGGAUUCCAACUAGGAAAUGAUCAUGGGCACACUUCUGGCUCCAGUUCACUUUCUAUUGAAAAAGUGUGUCCCUUCUUUAUACAGUCUAUGGUCCCUGCUCCAGACGGGUUAGGAUUGGGUUUAGGGUUAGGGUCACCACAGCAGCGUUGAGGGUGGGUCAAAUGCAGAGGACACAUUUCCUUAAAGGGACAGUACAGUGUAUCCAAACUUUAAACGUAAAACACAUUUUAAAAUGUGACACUGUAGAAGAAUAGAAAAAAUAUUAAACAUAGAGAUAUCAAUUUGAAGCUUCUUUUGUAGUUUACUUACAUCAAUUUAAGACAAAGCAUAUUUUACAAAUUUUUUGUCGCAUAAUGUUUUCAUGUAAAAUUAAGGCAUUUUAUGUGUAAAAACUGAUAAAAUGUCCCAUUUUUGGGACAUUCAAAACAGAAACAUGAAGACAGCCAGCUUAAAAUUUCUUACUUCUUUUUGUUAAAUAUUAGAUACUUAAAAAACACACAGGAGAUUUUGGAUCUUAUUGAGUAUUUGAGUAAACUAGAUCUGACUGAACAUUUUCCUAAAAAUGUCGCCCACAUUUUUUUUUAAAGUUAAAACUUGAAUAAAUCAGACUUGGAAUUCGAUAUCAAAAAUCCCUCUGAACAUUUUGUCAUAUUUAAGUACGACAUUGUAAAGUUUGGUGUGUGUUGGUGCUGCUUAAAGGCCUGAUCUUUACAUCCCUUUGAAGGAAAUGCAUUUUGAGAAAAUGGCCUUUGAAGUUACACUGUCCCAAGUAACUCUAUGGAGGCAGGUUGGAGGUGGAGGUUUAUUAAAUUAAAUUUGCCUAUAGUGUCUCCCCUUCAGUCUAUUCCUUACAUAGACGAUAUACAGUGGUCCCUCGUACGUUUUAAAAAUAACCCACAAUAGGCGAAAUCUGAGAAGUAGUCAGCUUUAUUUUUUACAAUUAUUCUAUGUUUUGCAGCUGUAAAACCCCUCACCACACACUUUAUACACUUUUCUCAGACAGGCAUUAACAUUUUCUCACAUUUCUCUCUUUAAUUUUCUUUAAUUAAUUAAUAGUGACUCGUAUGUCAGUUCCUCUGAUCGUGCCUCUUCGUCCUAGUGCUGCUCUGCUGUAGUGUCCAUCCAACAUUUAUAUAAAUUUGGCUUAUGUAAAUGUGGCUUUGACUGUACAGCAGACACGGCACAGAGGAGACUGAUGGACAAUGGUCUAAGUCCCUUAGCCAAUCAGGACACAGAACACAGUGCAUGUUCAUACACUGUAAAAAAGCGAGACCGAGAGGGACCACUGUAUAGAACCUUUGAGCUGGUACACUGAGCGAGGGCAUCACAAAUACGCUUCUUUGAGUCAUUCAUAUAAAGCAGAAUACCAGUCUCUGUCUGUGCCAAUGUCGCCCAUCAACAGGAAAAACAUUUUCUUUGAUGUUGGGCUUGAAGGAUUGUGAUGUUCUGCUGCCUCUUUGGCUCUUAUGAGGAGCUCAGUAAUUUGUAAAAAGGGUCUAAUAAAAAUAAAAAAACAUUUAAAAAAUGUUGAAUUUAAAGGUGGACAGUAUAACGUACUUGUCUCCAUGCAGAUGUAAUUGGUUUGCCUGGAAUGUUCCACAGUAUGGCAUUAAGCUUGCCUGUCUUGGGUUUAUUUAAGUACACAUUUUUUUCCUGAGUGUGCUCGCCUCUCCACAGAUCUUCGCUGAAAUUUUGUCUGAUGGCAUUGCCUGCUUCUCUUCAUUGAGAUAAAUACGUUUAAUGCCAUACUGUGGAACAUCCCAGGUGCAGUGUCAACAUCUCCAUGGAUACAAGCAGGUGGUGGAGCCUCUGUUAACAACGUCACAAAGUUCACCUCAUGAAGUUACUUUUUGACAAACAUUUAAACUCUAUUUUUAAAUGUACAAACUGAAUAUGAGAUUAUAAUAGUAACAUGUUUAUUUUCUGAAACCAUAAACUCUUUAUAAAAUGGACAUAGCUAACCUACUAGCCGCCAUGUUCCAAACAGGAAGUGAUCAUGGGCGCGCUUCCUGCUUCACCUCUACAUGAUCCUGGGGUUAGGAGCGUUACCUUCAACUGCCUCGCUCCGGAUUGGCUCUUUGGUUGCUAUGAUACUCACAGUCAGAAUUCCAAAUGUAGAACUUGGCUCCAGAUUGCCCGCUAUAACUGCUAGCCUUGAUGAGCUUCAUUUGGAGCUGAACGCUGUGGUGAUUUCACACACACUUCCUUAAACAGUCUGUGUCUAAAAUAUAAAAGUGCUUUUUGUUAACAUUUUUAGAUUAUAUUUUGAUCCUUUUUACAAAAUCCUGACUCGUCUCACGCAGCCAAACUCUGAGCGUCUUAAACAUAUGUCAUAGUGGCAUGUCUGGACUUUUGACACUUGUGAUACAAGUAAUAACUGAUGGAAUAUGUUUAUUUACUUAAACAGAUUCAAAUGGAAGGAAUCUUUAACAUGAUGAGUCCUGAGGAGCUUUAAGCCUCUGUAAGAGAAAGAGUGGAGGCUUUGGAAUCUUAGUUUGACAAAAGUAAUGUUAGGACUUUGAAAAUUGUUUGUGGAUAAGGUCGGUCAGAGUUUGUUUAAAUAAAUGCAUU
Molecule: messenger RNA, 9775 nt
Organism: Periophthalmus magnuspinnatus
Lineage: Eukaryota; Metazoa; Chordata; Actinopteri; Gobiiformes; Gobiidae
Gene: ascc3
Product: activating signal cointegrator 1 complex subunit 3
Exons: 42
Coding region: 164-6772 (2202 amino acids)
Molecular function (GO): nucleic acid binding; ATP hydrolysis activity; ATP binding
Source: RefSeq, a predicted model, not a curated record